AUGCUGAGAAAAACCAUGUCUUCAUCUGCCGGAAGAACGUACACCCAAAUCCUCGACUUCUGGUUCAGCCCAAAGUCCUCCCCCGACUACCUGCAGCAAAAGUCCUUCUGGUACGGAAGCGCAGCCGACGACGCAUACGUGCGCAAGAACCUUGGACCCUCCUACAACGAAGCCAAAAAUGGCCAUCUGGAUAACUGGAUGGAUCUUGCCCACGGAGAAGGCGCUCUAGCCCUCAUCCUCCUCCUAGACCAGGUCCCCCGCAACAUCUUUCGCGGGUCGCCCGAUGCCUACGCGACGGAUGCACAGGCAGUGGCUGUUGCGCGCCAUGCUGUAGACAAGGGCUGGGACCGGGAGCUGCCGGGGAUUCAGAGGCGAUAUCUUUAUUCGCCGUUUAACCACUCGGAGAAUUUACAGGACCAGGAGGAGUCUGUUAGACUGUUUACGGAGCUCGGUGAUCCGUACCAUUUGCGCUGGGCGAGGGAUUUUCGUGACCAGAUUAGGCGGGAUGGAAGAUUCAAGCAUCGUGAUGGUGUACUGGGGAGGUAA
Molecule: messenger RNA, 546 nt
Organism: Aspergillus puulaauensis
Lineage: Eukaryota; Fungi; Ascomycota; Eurotiomycetes; Eurotiales; Aspergillaceae
Product: DUF924 family protein
Exons: 1
Coding region: 1-546 (181 amino acids)
Molecular function (GO): protein binding
Source: RefSeq, a predicted model, not a curated record